GAAAGGCGUCAAGAUCCUGCCCAACGGCGAGCAUCAGUGCCGCCUGGGUUCGAUUGGAUCGGUGAUUCAUCACGCGCGAUACAAGACGGACGGUGAAUGAGGAUCGAUGUGGACCGCGAGACCAUGCCGCUGUGCUGAGGUGGGUUGAGGUGCUAGCACUAGAGCGGAGGCGGGGUGCACCUGUUGCCCACCCUCUGUGUAUUUCAGCCAGCCUUGGGGCAUCCAUCGACCACAGGUCCGCCGCCCGCGCAUCGAAAUAUCAUACCCAAGCCUCGAGGGACUGGGUUGAUCCAGUGACUCGCGUCAAGCGACCUAUGUGCCAAGUGGCGCAUGUUUCCUCUGGAACUAUGGGACCAUGUCGUCGACUUUCUAUGGACAGACCCGCCUACGCUCCUGAGCUGCGCUCUGACGUGCAAAGCAUGGCUCCCUGCCAGUCAGCAUCACCUACGGCGGCAAACCACCAUGACCAUCAGAAACGAGACUAUGCUCAAAUGCAUAGCAAAUGUUCUCUGCUCGAGAAGGUCCCGGCGACUCUUCGAGCUCGUCGAGACGGUCCGUGUCGUGGAGGAUCCCACGAGACCGUUUGUCCGUACUGUCCCCUUCCGCUUGCCCGCAAGUGCAUUGCCAGCCCUAACAAGGAUCGUGAUGGAAAACAUCUGCUGGAUGAUUCCGGCGCAGGAACCUCAUCAUCAAUUCUUCGAGUCCUUGUCGGUAUUGGCGCGUGCUCAUGAGAAAGGGGCCGGCGCCAUAGAGCUUGUACAAUGUCGAUUUCGGCGCGUGCAUGCCUACGCUCGUCGGCUGGAAUCACGAUAACAUUACCAAUGGAUGAAGACGCAGUAUGUUACGAGUAUAUGUACAUGACGUUCUCAACAUAUGACCAGUACUGAACCGAAUGUAUUCAAACGCUGUUGAACA
Rhodofomes roseus is the source of this 915-nucleotide messenger RNA. RefSeq lists its product as uncharacterized. The coding region runs from base 331 to 813 and encodes 160 amino acids. The record is from RefSeq and is a predicted model, not a curated record. The transcript is spliced from 2 exons. Gene Ontology annotation, molecular function: protein binding. NCBI's taxonomy places the organism in Eukaryota, Fungi, Basidiomycota, Agaricomycetes, Polyporales, Fomitopsidaceae.